This is a messenger RNA of Paramecium octaurelia, 2810 nucleotides long. NCBI's taxonomy places the organism in Eukaryota, Ciliophora, Oligohymenophorea, Peniculida, Parameciidae. The record is from the annotation of a GenBank genome assembly.
AUGUUAAAUUAAUUAAGAAAAGCAUAAUUUAGUACCAUCACAUAAUAUCAAAUCAGGUAUGUUGAAGUUAUCAAAUAUUAGUCAGAGGUGUAUUUAAACAGUAAUUGAAAGAAGGUGAAACUUAUAAUAACUUUAAAGUCGAUGAAUUCUACAGAUCAAGAGAUUUUUAGACAUUGUGUUAUAAAAUGCAUCACACAACUACUAAUACAAAUUAUAUUCAUUUUGCAACUAAUUCUAUUGUGAAUCAAGGAGCUUUGAUAUUUAAAACUCCAGCUAUCGAUAAUAGUGGAAUUCCACAUAUUGUAUAAUAAAUCUUAACAUGUGGUUCAUAAAGAUAUCCAGUCAGAGAUGCAUGGUCUCAUAUGAGAGGACGCUCUCUACAACCUCCAGAUUUAGUGCCUUAUGUUGGCACAGAUCAUACGGUGUUUUAGGUGUAAUCUGCUUUAUUUGAAGACUUGAAACAACUUUUCAAUCUCACCUUUGAAUAAGUUUUUAGACCAAUGUUCAGGGAAGUUGAUUUCCUCUAGUAAAUUAGAGUUCAAGUACUUGGAGGGAAUGAACUCAUACUCAGAGGCAUUGUUUACGAUUAAAUGAUAAAACAAUUAGAAUAACCAGAUUUCAUACAUGCAGAAGCAGUCCGCAAACAUCUUCUAGAAGGAACUGCUUAUCAGUACACAACAGGGGGAAUUCCAAAAGAGAUGACUAAUGCAAGUUAUGAAAGAUGCUAGCAAUAUUAUAAGGACUAUAUUCACUUGUCAAAUGCUUACCUUGUAACUGUAGGAGACAUAGAUGUUUUGUAAUAUUGUUAAUAUUUUAAUGAUUUAAUUGAAUAACAUUAAAAUACCAUCAAGCCGAUUAAAUAAUUGGAUUACCAACCUGCUAAAUUGUUUGAACCUAGACUAGCAUUGAAAGGAUAGCCUUCAUUUUCAUUUGCCUAUAGAGGUGCUAAUUUAACCGAAACACCUGAAGAUUAUUUCAAGUUAGGAAUUCUAUCAUUUUUAUUGCAUGACAUUUAAGAUUAUGGAUUAAGACCCACUCUUGAGAAGUAUGGGUAGUAUUGUCUCAAUUUCGGAGCAGAUAUGACUUUGCACAAUUAAAUUAUAUAAUUUGGAUUUAAUAACAAGGAAUGCGAAUAAGAGUUGUAUACAUUUAUGAAAUAACUAACGGAUAAUAUCUAUCAGGUUAUACCUUAAAACAUCAUAAAUAUUGCUUUGGAUAGAAUCAGAUUAAGAAGAUCAAUAAAUGUAUCCGAUAUAAUUCCAUACAUUAUAAAUAAUGUCAAACCAUCCAUAUACUUAAACUAAGAAUGCAAAAGUGAAGAUUUCUAAUCCUUAAUCGAAAAGUACUUUACUAAAGACAAAUGCACUGUGAAUAUGGAAGCUGAUCAAUAUUAUAUUGAGGAUAUGAAUACAGAAAUUAAAUAGCAUUUGAAGUAAUUGUAGGUGAACUAUCAAUAACUAUCUGAAUAAUAAAAAAUCAUAGAGGAAGACACAGAUGUUUUGAGUUUAGAAUCAUUACCUAAGUUAAAUGCAGCCAAUAUCAUACCAUUGUUGAAAUAAAAGAAUUCCAUCAAAUUAGAUCUAAAUUGUAUUAUAUAUUUACUAAUGAAUAGUUAACAUCCCUUGUAGUAUUUUUGCAGCUAAACACCCUCAACAAACUAACAUCAAAUGGAUUAUAGAUGUAAGUUAAUUCAGUCAAAAGGAUUACGAAACCAUUUGCAUUUUAAAAGACUUAUUACCUGAGUUUUUCAAUAAACAAGUAAGCUAACAUGAUGUGGAAUGUUCUGUGGUUGAAGAUAAAUUAAUUAUCGAAUUGAUCUGUUUGGAUAAGAAUAUUGAAGAGGCCUUUUAAUAAUUUCAAUUAGUAACUGAUCCAGCUUUGGAUAAUUUAGAAUUGAUAAGUUAAUCCUUGUCUAUCAUCAGUGCUAAUUAUUUAAGCAAUGAAGACAUCCCUCAGAUUGCUGUAUCAUAUUCUUAAUAAGAGAAAUACCCCAUCAUUUAAUAAGCAAGGAAAAUUUGCUAACUAGAAGUUGAUAUCUUGAAAAAUUAUAGCGCAAAACAAAUAUUGGAAUAAUUGAGUCAACAAUUAAUUGCUGUUUUCUACAAAAUUAUGAAUAAGAACAUCUAAUCUUUCGAAGUAUAUUCUAAUCCCCUUUUGAAAGAUAAAAUUAAUUCUUAACUAAACUUACUAUUGACAAAUAUCAAGUUAUAAUUUGACGGUAUUACUAUUUAAAUGUAUCUUUAGAUUACUUGAUGAAUAAAAUAGACUUUGAAGAAAAGUAUGAAGUAGUUCCAUUCAAAUAAGAAUUUCAAUACUUAAAAUUGUAUGUUGCCUUAAACACUCACACAAAUUGUGUUACUGAAACAAUCCAAAUAGCCCAUAAACCAGCUAAUUACAUUUUAUCUAAUCUCUUAACACAUAUAUUCAUUCCUUAAUAUUGUAACGAUUCACAAUUAGGAUACUGUCAAUAUAACAUUGGGAAAUUGACAUUUUAUACUGUCAACGAUAUUCAUACUCUCAGAACUUACAGAAUAUUUGAAAACGCUGUUCAUUUAUUAUUAGAAUGUUUAGAUUAGGAUAAUUUGAAUUCAGCAAAAUUAGGUAGUUUUAGCAUUGAAGAUCCUGAGAAAAUGUAAUAGAUUUUGGUAGUUUCCGAAGAAGAUGUAAAGGAGCAAGCUCAGUAUGUGUUAAAGCAAAUGGCUGAAGGUUAGACAUCAUAAGUGAUAUUUGGAAAACAAGUUUAAUAAUUAGAUGAAUAUGUGAAAAGAGGGUGGACCAUCGAAAGAUAUAUUAGUGAAGUUGCUGUUUGA